ACAGGCUUUUAUAACUGGAGAGCCUCACUCAGACUUAUUCUUCGAACAUCUAUCCGAGCAGAAUGGAGAUGAUCAAUGAUAUAUAUGCAAAUGCAGAGAAUUUUCAUGAAAGUUUUGAUUCAGAUUCAGAUUCAUGUGAUUCAUAUGAAGAUGUUUGCGCUAGUAAGGACUACAUAAACACUCAGAUUAGCCCUCUUCAUUACAGGAGUACGGACCAAACCUCUCAAUCCCAUACAGCUGACACUCAGUACAAAGGUACAUGCACUGCAGCAAGUAGAUGUUACGGAGUGGUUGCAUUGUGUCUGGGGCUGCUAUGUGUUCUUCUUCUGGCUGCCAUUACACUGCUGUGGAUGAAGUUUACAUCAGAGCGAGACCAGUUACAGAGCAGUUACACCAACCUGACUUUAGAGCGAGACCAGUUACAGAGCAGUUACACCAACCUGACUUUAGAGCGAGACCAGUUACAGAGCAGUUACACCAACCUGACUUUAGAGCGAGACCAGUUACAGAGCAGUUACACCAACCUGACUUUAGAGAGAGACCAGUUACAGACCAGAUUUGUAGAACUAACAAGUGAAAAUGAUCAGUUAAAAACCAAUUACACCACCGUGACACAUCAGCUUCAGACCGAAAGAGAGCGUCUCCAGAACGUCCCUAAAAGGACCCGAACAAUGCAACAGGAAUGGUUUUUCAGCAAUAGCGUGUACCACGUCUUUACUGGGAAGAGCUGGAGUGAAAGCAGACAGGACUGCAUAGAGAGAGGAGCAGACCUGCUGAUCAUAAACAGCAAAGAGGAACAGGAAUUCAUCGCUAAUAAGCUGGGCCCAGAUCAGGCUUGGAUUGGGCUCACUGACCGUGACACAGAGGGAGUCUGGAAAUGGGUAGACGGCUCAGGACUGACUAUUAGCUUCUGGAUGAGCGGAGAACCAAAUAACUUUAAGGAUGAGGACUGUGCAGAGAUUCUUGGCCUUUCAGAUAGUAAAACCUGGAAUGACCGGCCAUGCUCUUACAAAGAAGGGUGGAUCUGUGAGAAAAGUACCUUAUAGUGAGACAUUAAGCUAGUAAAAGUAAGUAGUAAUGAGAAUGUCUGAGCAAGAAACAAGUGUCACAUGAUGUCAAUUUUUAUAAGAGCAAUACAAGAGUUAUGGUCAAAUGACUCUAUAUUCUCAUCUGCUCAGUUUGGGGCCCAAUUCCAUGCUUGUGAGAAUGUUUUGGAUAGUUUCACAAACAUGCCAAAAUUCAAAAUGUUCCUUCUUUAAAAUUGUUUGUGCCAUUAACUGGUUAUUGUCCUCUUUAAGCACUGUUACAUUACGUAGUAUUGUACUGACUAAAAUCUAAGAUGUGAUCAAGGUGACUGUUUGACUGCCCCCCUUGCAAAUCUUUGCAGUGCUCUUUUUAUCUAUUUCAUAAUUUUAUAGCUUUACAUGUUGCUUCUAAGAAUACCAGGGCCACCGGAACCACAGUGCUGAGCAGGCAUUUGCCCCAGCACUUUUUAUAGUACUGUGGUGACACCCUGCUACUUUUUGAAUUCAGGACACACAGAUACAUACACCUGCUUUCACUAAACUGCCUGAAGCGCUGACCAACACAGACAGAGUAAAACUGAAAACAGAGCCAAUCAGAAUCUCCAUGUCAGCUGGGAGGCACUUUCAGAUCUGCCUUGGAUGGUGUAAACCUGUCAAACUUUUUCUUUAGUUUGGUUUUGACAUGGGACUUCAUCCGAAUUCAGGCAGCACCAGCCAACCAAAACGCACUAAUUCACGAGGGAAUUCAGCACCAGAGUACGUUUUUUUCCAUUGCGCAUUUUCUCUGUACUGUCUGCACAACCUGAAACUAAUAUUUCACUCUUUGCAAGCGCUCACACGUGUUUGUUAAAAGUAAAAGUAAGUAGUAAUGAGAAUGUCUGAGCAAGAAACAAGUGUCACAUGAUGUCAAUUUUUAUUUCUUUUUAUAAGUUUUGAAACAAACCUGUUUUAAAUGAAGUUUAACCGA
Molecule: messenger RNA, 1992 nt
Organism: Pygocentrus nattereri (red-bellied piranha)
Lineage: Eukaryota; Metazoa; Chordata; Actinopteri; Characiformes; Serrasalmidae
Product: hepatic lectin-like
Exons: 5
Coding region: 63-1046 (327 amino acids)
Source: RefSeq, a predicted model, not a curated record